UCCAGCACCACGCGCCGCCCGCGAAGCCUCUUCCACUCGCUCGCUCUCUCUCUCUCUCUUCUCGUAGGAAGAAGGUAGCGCCCAAUUCCUGCAGUGUAGCUAGCGCGGCCGGAUUCCUAGGCGGGGUGUCGUUCACUCCCCCGUGAGCUGCCUAGCUGCGGCGCGUCCUCCCCGUGCACCUGCCGUUGAGAUCUGCAGGCGGGACUACGUCCUUGUGCUCGAGCCUGGAGGCAGAUCUUCUUCCCCGGCAACACAUCAUCUCCUGCCCAUGAGGUUGGGAGAUGAGGCUCUCAAGUAGUGUAGAAUGGUGGGAUGAGUCCAAGCUGCGCGUCCUAGUCUUGAGCAGCCUGAGCCUUCAAUACUUCCUCGCCGUUUUUGCUUUUGGGCGGAGAUUCAGUGUCCCGUCUUGGUACAGAUUACUCAUCUGGCUGUCGUAUCUAGGCAGUGAUGCUUUGGCGAUAUAUGCUCUCGCCACGCUAUUCAACCGUCGAAACAACCAGCAAUGCAACUCUGCACCUGGCAGCCGUGACAUCGAGGUUUUGUGGGCUCCCAUCUUACUAAUACACCUCGGGGGGCAGCCCUUCAUAACCGCAUACAACGUUGAAGAUAACGAGCUGUGGAGCAGGCACAUCGUAACCACUAUAUCUCAGGUCACGGUGGCCGUCUAUGUGUUCUGGAAAUCAUGGUCGUCAUCAGCUGAAAAGAGUCUAUUGGCUGCAGCAGUUCUUCUGUUCAUCCUCGGGUCUGCCAAAUGCGUGGAGAAGAUCUUGGCUUUCAAAGGUGCGAGCUUCAAUAGCCUAGCCAGUCAUUCAGAACCCGCCCAAUCUAAGAGGACUACAACUAGAGAUAGAGAGAAAGAGCUUGAGGAAUAUGUACAACAAGCAAGGGAUUCCAUUAAGGCAAGCCAUCCUCCGCUAGUAGAUGACAGCAUGGAACAACUCAUUUUGCCAGAUAAGCUCUUUGUAGAUUCUGCAUAUCCUUAUUCUGACCGAGUUACGAGCCUUAAGUUUUUCUUUCUCCUUGACGAUCAAACAGCCUACUGGUCGUUAAAAAGAGGGGUUUCCAUCGUUUUUAAUCUUCUCUACACAAAAUAUGAGAGCACCUAUACCAUGUUAAAAGGUAGCAUGUUAUGUUCCAUAUGCACUUGGGAGAUAACUGUUGUCGUGUCAAUCGUAUCCAUCAGCCUCUUCCACUAUAGCCAUAAAAAUGCAUAUAGUAGGAGUGACAUCGUUGUCUCGUUUGUGUUGUUGUACGGCACUUUUUUGCUGGAUAUUAUUUCCACCCUCACACUUCUUUCUAUGACCGGCAGUGUCGUGAAACAGACUUCCGACAUUGUUGCCCAACAUAGCCUUAUUGAGUUCUGCGUCAAUAGCGGCAUCUGUAGGUUCAUGAAGCCAUGUCACUCGUCCCAGAAGCCAUGUCACUAUUCCGAGGACAUUUCGAGUCUGAUCCGUAGGUAUGUUCUUCGUGGCUGGAAGGAGUUUAUAACUGAUGCCGAAAGCUAUAGGAAGUUCAAUGAUGUCAGGGGCCAGUGGACACUGGAGCGCAAGCAAUGCGAUGAGCGCCUAGGCUGGAGCUUAGAGAGGCCAUUCGAUGAGAGUGUUCUUCUUUGGCACAUCGCCACGGAUUUCUGCUUCCACCAGAAAGACACGCCUCGUAGUAAUCAAUGUGCCAAUCGAUGCAGAGAAAUUUCCAACUACAUGAUGCAUCUUCUGUUUGUCAAUCCUGAGAUGCUUAUGGCAGGCAGCCGAAGGAAUUUAUUCAGAACAGCCUGCGACCAACUCAACGAGAUCCUUGCGUGUGAUGCAUAUUCGAACAAGACUGAACUUACACAGAAAUUAAUUGAUAAACUGAAGUCUAAAGAAGGUUCAAAGGAAACAUUCAUUCAUGAUGCAUGGCAGCUUGCUGAAGGAUUGAUGGAUAUACAUGAUGAGACAAACAUGUGGGAGGUGAUCCAAGGAGUGUGGCUCGAGAUGCUGUGCUUUUCUGCUAGCAGAUGUCGAGGAUAUUUGCAUGCUAAGAGUCUUGGCGCUGGUGUAGAGUACCUUACCUUUGUUUGGCUCUUGCUGGCAUACGCCGGUAUGGAGACGCUCCCAGAGAGGCUUCAGAGGACGUACAUGACUCGUUUGUCCCAAGAGAAGAAACAACAGCUAGAGAACCGAGGAGAAGAAACAAGAAAGGAACCGUCCUCUCAGAACCAAGCCAUCGAGCAAGUUCUGAAGGAAGAAGGAAAUGUUGCUGAUCCAGCAUCCUCAGAAGUCAUAGGGCUCCACUCUCAAGAAGAAACGGUUACCGCUGCAUCCGCUUCCAAUGAUGAAGGCACUGCCCCUGUGCUUGACGAGAUCAUUGUUGUCGUACACUAAGAAAAGCUCCAUCCUUGUUUGAAAUAGCUACUCUGUAUUCUGGCGCCUCAGUUCCAGUUUGCAAAUGCCAAGUUAUGUACUAGUUAUGUAAAGUUCACCCAGCUUGCUUUGUAUGCCAAGUCAUCAGCUUUUAUUAUUUUUGAUAUACCAACCAAUGUACUGAACGAAAAGAAUUAAGUUGCAUGGGCCAGUGAUUUA
Messenger RNA from Lolium perenne, 2561 nucleotides. RefSeq lists its product as uncharacterized. Lineage: Eukaryota; Viridiplantae; Streptophyta; Magnoliopsida; Poales; Poaceae. The record is from RefSeq and is a predicted model, not a curated record.